CGGGGCCUCGGGGAGCCCGGACGCAGAGCUCGCUCAGGAGCAGCUCUGGAGAUGGCUGUCAGAGGCCACCGUGUCUGGCCCGGGCACCAGAGCGGCCUGCGCUGGCACUGGCGUCUCCUACGCCCCGGACCGGGAGCGAGUACCCCGCCAUCCUCUCCAGCCACCGUGUCGCGGGAACCGCAGAGGACGGCGAGCUUGGGCGUCCGCAUCGCUCGCCGCAGCGGACUCGGCCGCUCAGGGUGCAAAACCACCUGUUCGAGCCGCGGGGAGCGCCCCCGGCCCCAGCCGGCCUCUCUCCCCGGCGGAUGCCACUGCCAGCCUUACCCCUAUGAUUUUUUUUUUAAUGGCUCAAAUGUACAUCCGGGAAAAAUCGAGAAGGUAGAGUCAAUCAAACUUCCUUCUCCCCACACCCCGAGUCCCCACACUCCCCACACUCCUGCGCGGAGGCAGGCGUGAGCCUCUAGUGCCCAGCCGGCACUCCACACCCGGCCUCACUCCGCGCCGCGAGGCUCAGCCACAGCUUAGGGAAAGCUGAGCCCGUGAGCGCGCGGGCACCGAGGGGCGCGAACCUAGGCCACUCAAGCAGCAGCCCGAGGCUCGAGGGGGUGGGGAAGCAGAGAUUACUGCCAAGAAACGCUAGGGAAAGUCGCCACAAGCCACAGAAGCCCUGUCUUACCGAUGUGGAUGAUGGAAUCGGCGGUCGCCAGGUCCCAGGUUCGAGACCACCAGAAGGACAGAAACAAGAGCAAGGGGAAAACUUCCAUCCUCCGAUGCUGAUCCUCCUUGACCACGACUUUGCUUCCAAUAUGUAGAUAUUCUCUUAAGCGGUCCACAGAGUUUGAGGUCACGAUAGAGUUGAGUGCCGCUUUCCCCCUAAUUUCCAAAUCCCUCUUUACAGCACAAUCUUUUCUAGUCGCAGAAGAGGCACAGGCGACCCGAGAGCUAGCACAGCCAGAGGCAGCCUCCUCCCAAGCCCUGUCACUCGGAGGGGAAUUUUGGCAUUGCCAGAGUUGUUUGCAGUUGGUCUUUUAAAAAAAUGUAUCCAGCCUUGGCUGCUCUCGGACAGGGGGCGAGGCUGGCGCUCAGACGGUGGCCGUGGCCGCGCGGGGGCCGCGGUGGCGGGUCCCAGCUCCGCCGCAACUUGGGCACCCCCGCGCCGGAUGUGCCCGCGCCCUCCCCCGCCGCCGAGCCCCUCCACCCGGGGCCGUGCGCGGUCGUGGCGCCUCGCGGCCAGCUCUCAGUGCCACCGACGAGGAGGAAGAUACGAGCGGAGUCGCCAGAUUCCAGCGGGGAGGGGGAGGUCCGCUCCGGGAGGGGUGGCAAAAGUGAACUUGAAGGUAAUGCAGCUAGUAAUGCAGAGAAGACUCUCCUUCGGCGCGAGGCGGGCCCCGGAGCUGGCGCGGCGGGCGCGGUGGCGGGGGAGUCCGGCGGGAGCGAGCAGCGGGCCAGGCCGGCGCGCGGAGCCGCGGCUGCAGGAUGCUCCGGAGCCGCUCGCCUGGCGGGAUGCGGGAAGCCAACAGCAGCCUGGCAAGCUCCGCUGCAGCCCCACGUUGCCUAGAAAUGGAUCACCUAGGAGAAGCGAGUCCGCAAGAGAGCGGUGCUGUCAGGCGGAGAGGGGAACCGAGAGAGGAAGAGCUUCUAAUAACCACCUCCUCCCCCUAUCUGCAAUACAAGGGAGAAACAAAACCGCGCUCUCAAUUCCCUGGGAAUCUUCACCCGGACUGAGAAAGGCAGGACUCAAAGAGAAGGCAGUGAAGUCCCCCACCUGCCUUGACGGUUUUUUGGAUGUGUUUUGUUUUUCCCCGUAGGUUAGAAAACAACCUAAAAAGCCACCCCACUUAUUUAACCUUGCUAUCCCCCAACAGGUACCGGACUUUUUUCUAGUCUUCUUCUGGAAUUAGUCACAUUGGCUAAGAACAAAUUAGGGACACCUAGUCACUUAGGGAAAAGAAGACCUAGAAAGCUUUUAAUGAGAUUUCAAUUAUAAAGUUAUAAAAAGCUGAGAAUGUGCUAAUUACCUUUAAACAGUGGUUUGUUCCCCCCCCACCCUUUGGGGUCUCUGGUGUUUUUAAGGCAAUCAAAAUACAGAAAGAAUUUUGAUAUACUGUUAUAAUACGGACAGUCUUGAUAUUUAAAAAUUAUCUAAUAAUGUUAAAGACAAUAAAACCAACCAAACAAAAAAGCCUCAGUCGUCAAAAUACUGCACUAAGUUAAUCACCUGUGCAGUUAAGUAGCCACCGGGAGGCUACUUGCUAUUUAUUCUCUGGGAGCCUGCAGAUGCACUGUAAGGUAAGGUCCCAGCCUACAAAGAAGGGAUUUUGUGCAAGCUUUAUCCCCGCUCCUGGUGACUUCUAAUGGCUAGUUUAUAUCCUUCCAUCUUAUUGCAGAAGGGGGUUCUGUUAACUCAAUCAAGUGUGUAACUGAGGUCAGCUAUUAACAGCUCUGUUACUGUUUCAAUUACGAAUGUAGUCCACUGGCUGGGAAUCUUGUUACCUGGGGGAUGGAUAUCAGAACCCAAGUUCAUUGUGAGCCUGGCUAAGAUCUUUUGUUCCUGUUUCCUCACUAACCCCUUUUCUAGUAUUGUGGUCAUUUGACUUAGUUGCCUAUUCUCACGUCUGAAAUAUCCUAACUUUCCUUCAUUUUGUAAAUUCCAUCCCUGGACAUUCCAGAAAAUGCUUUGUUCUUUGGCUGCUCACAUCAACAGUUCCUCCUGGAUUUCAGUAGUCAUUCAAGUCCCUCAGCACCUCAAGAGCAGAAACUUGUCACUCAUGAAACACUGCCCGACCUUUGAGUAUGAAAUGAUCCCACCCAUCUCCUAGGCUCUCAAUGCAAUCUUCCACGGAGUCAAAGAGAAACACUACUUUAAAAUGAGUUCACCAAUCUCUUCACUGAUGUUGGGACUUAUACACAUGUUUUUGAUAACAUCAAUUUGCACAGAGCCCCAACUGUUGAAUUUCAAUUCUUCUGAAUCUAGAACAAACCAGUACUUCCAGGAAGCCAUCACUGACUGUACUUCCCAAUCACUUUUCAUCAUCUGCUCAUUUCCCCACCAUGAAUUCAAUAUGAAUGAUCUUCAUGCUACUAUUGAUGUCAUCUACUAUUCAGAGUAUUCUGAUGCACUUCCAUAAAUGUUGAUACAGAUAACGAAUUUUUAAAAACGGGUGUAUGUCCACACAGGACUAUGGUUCAUUUUAAAAGCUAGUGACUCACUGUGUAUUCUAUCAAGAGAAAUUGGGAUGUCAUCAUUUAAGAUGGACACAGCAAUAUCAUAUCUUAGAAUAAGAUUGAUAGCUGAAACCUUCAAACAAUAAUUGUGUCAUCCCAUCCUAACCUUUUUCAGUGCUGUUCUUAGAGAUAACUAGUAACUAAAUAUACUCGUGUUCAUAUAAUCUACUAGAAACUUCUUUAGUGUACCAUAAAUAAAAUAUUGUAUUUGUUCCAAAGUCCUCCAUUUAGUAGUUUCCUAUCGUGUAAGUACACUAUAGAAUAAUCUAGUGCCUUAAUGUACCUUCUGUUUCUGUGACAAAACGUUGACUAAACCAAACCAACUAGAAUGGAAAAAAAGCAGAUUUAUUUGGCUUAUAAUCCCAUGUUUUUAACUCUCUAUCAUUGAGGAAAGCCAGGACAGUAACUCAAUCAAACAACCUGGAGGCAAUAGAAUAAUGCUGGUUACUGGCUUGCUCCUCACAGAUUUCUGAGUCGGCUCUCUUAAUCAACCCAGAGCUACCCACCUACCUAGGGUGGCAAGCUAGACAGAGGGUUGAACCCUUACAUGUCAGCAAUAAAUUAAGAAAAUGCUACAGCAUCAUGCUCAACAGACCAAUCUGGAAGCACUUUCUCAAUUGAGAUUCUCUCUUCCCAUGUGACUCUAGCUUGUGUCAAAGUAACAAGAACUAAACAAGAACACCUGUGCUUCUCUGCAAAGAGCUUGUGUAAGUAUAAUUAAGUCAAAAACUCCAAAGCUUAGCAUUUAUAACCAACCCAUUUCUGUAAGUAUCCCUAACAGGUAGUCAUAGUUCAGAACCACUAUUCUAAUACUUGAGCAUCUAAAGAAAUUUGGGUGACACAUCCUGCAACAUGCCAAGAUAUAAUGAUCAACCCCUGUCAAUUAAAACAGGUACUCAAACCUGGGAAGAAGCUUUCCAAAUGUAAAGCAAGAAAGCUAGUAUAAAAUUAAAGUAAUACCAUCAGCCUGCUGGUUUCAAUUUAGGACCAGCAGCCUUUCCUGUGUUCAAGUAAUUCCUAUGCACAGUGAGGCCUAAUUAAUUGGCUUUGCAUUAAUAUAAAUUCAUACACUGUAAUAUAAAUGUACAACUAUUUUUUUAGAAAAUUGAAUAUAUUAUGAUAGUUACCUAGAAACAAAGAUUUACCAUGUACAAAAUGGAUGUUGAAAACCAAGUGUAAAAAUAGCAUAUUUACUGACUAUUAAUUAAUUAUUGAUCUACUGUGAAUUAAACUUUGUAUACAUUAGACACAUGCUAAUAAAUGUC
Messenger RNA from Mus pahari (shrew mouse), 4490 nucleotides. RefSeq lists its product as uncharacterized. NCBI's taxonomy places the organism in Eukaryota, Metazoa, Chordata, Mammalia, Rodentia, Muridae. The transcript has a single exon. The record is from RefSeq and is a predicted model, not a curated record. The coding region runs from base 1037 to 1558 and encodes 173 amino acids.